Molecule: messenger RNA, 210 nt
Organism: Penicillium malachiteum
Lineage: Eukaryota; Fungi; Ascomycota; Eurotiomycetes; Eurotiales; Aspergillaceae
Exons: 3
Coding region: 1-210 (69 amino acids)
Source: RefSeq, a predicted model, not a curated record
AUGACGGUGGAGGCGGAUACGUACAACAUUAAAAAGGUUGGAAUGGGUCAUUGCGAAAGUUUAGAUAUGAAGAAGCCAGUUAGAAUAGAAGGAUCUAGCAGAGUGUUACAAUCUUCAGCUCCAAGAGGUGUUGGCGCUCAUCACGGCAGCGCACAGGAAGGAAGCUUCCGUAUCGAGCGAUGCCCAGAUGCUAUUGCGCAAGCAUAUUGA